GAGGAAGGUUAAGUGCAUUAUCCAUGGAUCUUAUUCAUGGAGAGGGAGCAGGUGAGUUGUUUCAAGCUCAAUCUCAUAUGUAUAAACAUAUCUGUAGCUUCAUGAAUUCCAUGGCACUUAGAUGUGCAGUUCAGCUAGGCAUUCCUGACAUAAUCCACAACCAUGCCCACCCCACGACUCUUCCCCAGUUGGUCUCCGCGCUUCAUAUCCCCCCCACAAAAGCCAGUUGUGUGCACCGGCUCAUGCGUUUGCUGGUGCAUUCUGGCUUCUUUGCUAUGGCAAAAGUUCAUGAACAUGAGGAAGAAGAAGGCUAUAUUCUCACACCUUCUUCUAGGCUCCUCCUCAAAGACAACCCAACUUCCAACUUAUCACCCCUCGUUUUGACCAUGCUUCAUCCAGUAUUGGUAACUCCUUGGCAUUUCUUUGGAGACUGGUUGAGAGGGGAUGACUUGACAGCCUUUGAGACCGCACAUGGGGUGAGCUUUUGGGACCAUGGGAGCCAUAACCCUGAAAUUUUCAAUCUUUUCAAUGAAGGAAUGGCCAGUGACUCUCAAAUGAUGAGUGUGGUUAAUUUUAGAGAGUUGAAGCCAGUUUUUGAGGGGUUGAGUUCAUUGGUAGAUCUGGGAGGUGGGACAGGUCUUCUUGCCAGGAUCAUUUCGGAGGCCUUCCCUCAAUUGAAAUGCACAGUGUUUGACCUUCCCCACGUUGUUGCUAACUUACCAGAGAGUAGGAACUUGGAGUAUGUUGGAGGUGAUAUGUUUCAGUCCGUCCCUUCUGCCGAUGCCAUUCUACUUAAGUGUGUCCUGCAUGAUUGGAGUGAUGAAGAUUGCCUGAAGAUACUGAAGAAAUGCAGAGAAGCAAUUCGAAGCGAAGAAGAGGGAGGAAAGGUUAUCAUCAUAGACGUAGUGAUAAAUGAAAAGAAAGAUGAAGAUGACAUAACAGAAACAAAGCUGCUGAUGGACAUGAUGAUGAUGACACUGGUAAAUGGAAGAGAAAGAAAUGAGAAAGAGUGGGAAAAGCUCUUCUUGGAGGCUGGUUUCAGGCACCAUAAGAUAAGCCCCAUAUUUGGUCUAAGGUCCCUUAUUGAGGUGUUUCCUUAGAUGGAGUUAAUUGUAUAUGUAAUACAAGCUUGAUAAUAGUGUGGAAUAAAUUAUGUGUCCCAAGCUUGGAUGUGA
Molecule: messenger RNA, 1175 nt
Organism: Vitis vinifera (wine grape)
Lineage: Eukaryota; Viridiplantae; Streptophyta; Magnoliopsida; Vitales; Vitaceae
Product: trans-resveratrol di-O-methyltransferase
Exons: 2
Coding region: 24-1100 (358 amino acids)
Biological process (GO): methylation
Molecular function (GO): S-adenosylmethionine-dependent methyltransferase activity; protein dimerization activity; O-methyltransferase activity
Source: RefSeq, a predicted model, not a curated record